ACGGUCACCAAAACGUUUCAUUUGAAAUUCAACGGCUGUUGUGUCUGCAGCAAAACCAGUGUGAAUGCGCGUAUUGGUAAGUAAAUAAUGCUAAACUAAAAUGUAUUGUUUAUAUGGUUGUAAUCACGAAGAGUGGUUAAAAUGAACGGCUGUUUGAAUUUGGUUUUUCCUGCUAUGGCUUUACCAUAGCAGUGUGUGUUAACUAACGUUACCUAGUUAGGUUGGUUGGAUAGUUAACAGUACAGUAGUUAACUUUAGUUAGCUAAGCCAGUUAAUUUGAGUUACACUCCUGCCAACUUGCUAUUGGUUUAUUCACACAACUAAAGCAUGGAUUUCUAGCUACAAUCUUUACAAAGUUGCGGUUUAAUUCUACUUCACUUGGCUUACUAAUGUUAACUGGCCAAUGCUGGUUUAUUUAUAGCUAGCCCUAUGUCAUCCCAUUGAUUGAUUUGUGGUUAACGUUACAUGGUGCUCCCUCUGUUUCAGGUACACAUUUAAGCCAUAUGAAUAAGGAGGUGAGUGGGACUUCGAUAUACACUAACGUUAUCAGUCAAAAGUUGACACACCUACUCAUUCAAGGGUUUUUCUUUAUUUUUUUACUAUUUUUUUUACAUUGUAUAAUAAUAGGUAAUACAUCAAAACUAUGAAAUAACACAUGGAAUCAUGUAGUAACCCAAAAAGUGUUAAACCAAUCAAAAUAUAUGUUAUAUUUGAGAUUCUUCAAAUAGCCACCCUUUGCCUUGAUGACAGCUUUGCACACUCUCUUAUCACUUUGUAACGUUAGAUGAUUUUUCCUUCACUAACCUCUGCAGAACACCUCCCGACUACCAGUCAUGUCUGGUAAAAGAGUCCUCUCCACUAGCAAGCAGCAGUGAGAGUAUAAACUCCUGCUCAGACCAUCAACCUGCUCAGGUGUGUAAAAACCUUUUGCAAAACUAAUACAGACACUGAUGAACAUGUUCAAUUCCUUUAGAAAUGCACCACAAACACAAGUUAGACGUGUUCUUCUGUUUCCAAUAUGUCCUUAAUUGCCAGUAGUAAAUGUGUUUUUCUCCUUUAGAAAAAGAUGAGAAGGAUUGAUUCCGACCCAAAGAUGAGACAUGCAGCAAGUGUGACAGGAACAAAGAGGCCCCUUCCACCCAAGCGAGCUGUUGGUGAGUGUCCUCAAACACUUCAACGACUGGUUGGGCAAUGUCAUCACCUCUUGUUUUUAAUAGUUUUAGCACUGUCUUUCUGUAUUACCAGUAUGUGUAUCUCUUCUCUUAGCAGCCAAACUGAUUCGGCCUACAGGAGCAGCCACUAUAGCUGCUGGUCCCUCUAGAGGUGAGAUGCUGUGUCAUGAGAGAUGUAUAUAUGUGAUAUUAAUAGCUAGCCUUGUAAGUCUGUCUUGUUUGGUAAUAUUUCUUCACAAUGUUGUCUGACUUUUUUACCCCGACUAGGUUUUCAGAAGCCGCCCAUUGCCUCUGUCACUAAAGCAGGUAGGUACCCUAGUCCCUUUUUUUUCACAUGGUCCUUCCUUAAUCACAUUUUCUGUAUAUUGUAUCCAUAAAGAUUAUCUUCCAUAUCUUAAGACAUGAGGGUGUUGAAUGUGUUUCCCUAGCACCAACAGCAGCUGUUGGGGGUUCACGACGGCCUGCAUGGGACCUGAAGGGAAAAGUUACCGACAUGGAGGGCAAGAUUUCUAACUACCAGAGCAAAGUCAAAACGGUGGCCCAGGAGAACGAGAGUCUGAAGGAGUCUGUAGCUAAAAGCAGACAGAAGGAAGCACAGAUGACUUCAGACCUACAAGAACUCCACACACAGCUCAGGUACAGAGUGCCAAGGAACAUGCAUAGGGUUGACCAUUAUGUGAAAAUAGGUGUAGUGUCAUGGGAAAGGGCAUUGUAACCACAGGAAAGAGUGACUUAUUUUGCAUAAGGAACGUCAAAGGAAAUCAUUGAUUUAGCAAAACAAGUGGGCCUAUAGCUGACAUGAUUUCUUGCCUUUCUUGAGUCCUAAACUAGUCAUAACUUUAUGCAUGCAUUUAGCCAGUAGUACUGUAAUAAUAACUUUUGGUCCUUCUGGUGUUUGCCAAUCUUACCCAGUUUUACUGUGUUGCAGCCAGUAUGAGCUGGAGCUGGCUGCCCUGUCUGGUGUCAAAGAGCAGCUGGCCAUUGUGUCCAGUGAGAAGGCCUCCCUGGAGAAGACCUUAUGCAACCUCACCGACGAGCACAAAGUUCUUCUGGGCUUGAGGGAGAGUUUGGAGGCUGAGCUUCACAGUGUGAAGGUAGAACAUGUUCUCCCACAAGUGAAAUGGCAGGCAGGCUUACUCAUUGUGACAACGGAUCACCUUGACUGCUGUGACAUGAGAUGAAUGGUGUAUAGCUGUAUUGAAUGAGGCAGGCUGGUUUUCUAACGUGCCUCUGCUCCUUGGUCAGUAAUAUCUAAGGAAGUCUGGCAUAGCCCUUUGGUCCAGCCUCAUUCAAACCCACUGCCAUUACGGCUCGUCACCAGCCCCCAUUGCAGCCCAAGAUUUUGGUUUUAAGUGCAUCAGUGUCUGACUUAUCUCUUUCUACCAGACCCAGCUCUCUGUGCAGGCCUCCACUCUCUCCCGUUGCCAGACCACCCUGAGGGAGACCCAGGACGUGGUCCGCAACUUGGAGGAGACUGUGGCCCGCCAGACAGAUGAGAUUCACUGUGGAGAGAUGGAACGCAGGGGGCUCCACAACGCAAUCCAAGAGCUCAAGGCAAGGGGGGCCUUUCAGUAGGGGGAAUGCUAAAUUCCCUGAAGAUAUGAUUGUAUUGCAUAAAAUUAAAUUAUCUAGAGCCUAUUGAAUUAGUUUUUUCUUUAUUAUAUUUCUGCUUCAAACAUACUGUAUGUUCUUGUUAGAUAGGCCCCUGUCCAUUGCAGCUCAUGACAGAGGAACAAAAAGUUGCAAUGUUCUUCUCAAACUAAGAAGACUUACCGCUCGCUCUCUUAUUUCUAUAGGGAAACAUCAGAGUUUUCUGCAGAGUGCGCCCCCUGCAGACCGGCGGGCAGAUUGACCAUAUUCAGCUCCUGGCCCACGACAACAAGGCUCUCACACUGGCCAAGACUGAAGAGGUAACAAUCACACACCUGAAGCACAAUCUUGAAAUGGGUCAUUGUUUAGGUAAUUGUAUGUUUUUCAGUGUGGUCCUCUAAUCUUAAGUGUCAAAGAUGGCAAAAAAAUAAUCACUUCCCCAUUCCCACGUAGUCUCACAUAGGGCGCUCCGGAGACACCCAAAAGAGCUACAACUUCAGCUUUGACCGGGUGUUUGGGCCCUCCAUCCCACAGAAGGAUGUGUUUGAGGAGAUCUCCCUCCUGGUGCAGUCAGCCCUGGACGGCUACAACGUCUGCUGCUUCGCUUACGGCCAGACAGGCAGUGGCAAAACCUACACCAUGGAGGGUGGUGAGAUGGAGGACAUGCGUGGGGUCAUACCCCGGGCCGUUCAGCAGAUCUUCCAGGCCUCCAAGAAACUGCGGGAGCAGGGAUGGCAGGUACUGAUGACGCCAUUGGUUUUCAUCAGUAUGAGUGGUAGCUGAACAUUUCUAUUAUAGUGAACAGGGAAUUUGAACUCGUUGAUUUGACAUUUACUGUAUCUAUGUAUUUCUGGUUUUCAGAUCCGAUUAUACUGUAUAUUUCCCAUUUGUUAUUUAAGUGGAAUGAGUUAAAGCUGGUGUAAAUGCAUGGUACUUGCAACAUCAACCUUUUUUUGACUGGAUUUCGGCAAUUUUCCCCCCCAGUUUACAUUUACUGCCAGUUUCGUUGAGAUCUACAACGAAACUCUGCGUGAUCUCCUCUACACUGGCAAGGCCAACAAGAGACCGGAGCAUGAGAUUCGCAAAAGCACCAACAACGAGAUCACUGUCACCAAUCUGACCUACCAGAAGGUCAACUCUGAGGAUGAGGUGGGCAUUUCCACACUCAUUUUAUCCUAAAUUUGACUGUUAGACUUUCAUUUUAUUUGUACAUUUUAGAUUUAAAGGUAGACUCAGCGAUAUGACGUAGAUGCAGAAAGUAAACUGCCUAGUAGGUAAAUUUCCGCAACUAAGAGUGAUGAUGCGCUGUUUUGGUCCCGUGGCUACCACGUCGUAAAAGCGUGAAGCGAACCCGUGCACAUGCACAGAUACUGUGUGAAAGCAAAGUUGUGCAUCUCGCUCAUUGCAAUAUCUGCGGUGCUGCUUGAGGCAACAUCGUUUCGCUGAGUCGACCUUUAAGUAAUUUGGAUGGCACUUAUCCAUAGACAUAGCGAAUUGUGUAGAAUUGAAGUAUAGGUAUGUACAAAUGCAUACCAGUAAAUGCAUAAUAAUUACCUCAAUAGUGCUACAGUAAAGGAAUGAUGCGAAGUAGCCUCUUUUUUUAUUUAUUUUUGUUGCCCAUUUAGGACCUGAAUUGUCCUACAUGUCAAACACAGGGAGGUAGAGCAGUUGUCUGAUAAACCUGUAGUGGUGGUUCAAAUCCCUCUGCAAUAAAGUAUCCCCUAUUCUAUAGGCUAAUCUAAUGGGUCCAUUUUUACCAAUUGUCCAUCCAGGUCUGCAACCUGAUCGCACUGGCCAACCAGAACCGAUCCACAGCCCGGACCAACAUGAACGACCACUCCUCCCGCUCGCACUCGGUGUUCCAGCUUGACAUUGGGGGCGAGAACUCUGGGAGAGAUGUCAAGUGCAAAUGUCUGCGUUUUGUACAUCUGCAACUACACAAAGGCUGAGAUGUUAAAUGAGAACAAAUAAUAAUCCUGUUGUCUGACCUGCAUUCUGGUAUGAGAAUCCUGACUGUUUCUGUGUCUGUCUGCAGCCUCUCUGUGUUUGGUGGACCUGGCUGGCAGCGAGCGGGUGCAGAAGAGCCAAUCCCAAGGGGACCGCUUCAAGGAGAUGACAGCCAUCAACGGCUCGUUGACCAACCUUGGGAUUGUUAUUGCCGCCCUGGCCAAUAAGGUAUAUGUUUGCAGACCAAUGCCUCUAGGCUAGUGGCUUGUUUAUGGCGUUACGGGUGCUUUGUAAGUUAUAGCUUGAUUGCGUUCACUUACCCUCCCACUCUUUGUCUGUAUUCCAGGAGAGCUUUAUCCCGUACAGAAACUCAAAGCUGACUUACCUUCUCCAAAGCUGCCUCGGAGGAAACAGCAAGACGUAAGUUGAAGUUGGGUUAUGAGUUUAAAUGGAAUUUGUGAGCAGAUUAGUCUUGUUAAUGGACUGUUAUUUUAAGCUUGGGGUUGUGAUUAGCGGAUCAAAGUAUGUAACAUUUUGUCUCUGCUCUUCUAGCUUGAUGUUUGUCAACAUUUCCCCAGAGGCAGACAGCUUCCCGGAGACCCUGAACUCUCUGCGUUUUGCCAGCAAGGUCAGUGGCCUCACACUAUUUAAUUUUUUUAACACCACAUACAAUUCACUCAGGAACAUGUUCAUAUGCUGUGCAUAUUUUGUUUAAAUAUCUGAAAUAACAAUGGCAUAUUUUUAACUGUUUAUUUAUUCUGUUGCAGGUGAAUGAUUGUGUUAUUGGCACAGCAUCAGCUAACCGGAAGUAAAUGUGCAUCCUGUAAGGGGAAAUGUAAAUUGACUGUGGUGUCUAUACAUUGAGAUUUUUCAACGUAUGCCUUUUUAUUGGUGGCUUCAUUUUAUAUUAUUCAUUUUUAAUCAAUUGGAUCAAUGUACAACAAUCAAUAAAAGCUCAUUUUUUAAGUUGUUUGUCUUGUACUUCAUCUGAGAGAUGGAUGUUUUCAGUAGUGUAGGGUAAACCCAGUUUACCCACCUUUUUAGUUUGCCCAACAAUUUACCCACCAUUUGCUGAAAUGUUUUUAAGUAUUUUUAAAAAUCAUUUGAGUUAAUAAAGC
Coregonus sp. 'balchen' is the source of this 5827-nucleotide messenger RNA. The record is from the annotation of a GenBank genome assembly. NCBI's taxonomy places the organism in Eukaryota, Metazoa, Chordata, Actinopteri, Salmoniformes, Salmonidae.